UCUUCAUCUUCAUUUUCAGCAAUUCAAUGUCUUUUUAAAUUGAUAUAACUAUCUAGAAAUACAUAUCGACUGCACUUAAUUUUAUUAUCUCAUAAUCAAUUAAUUACGUUACAUAACUUGAUAGUUGAGGUUGUAGCAUUGUUUGGUACUGCUAUUAUUUUUUGAUAUAAACCAUUGCUUUUACACCAUUGCCAUAUAUAAUACUUUAAAUGAUUAACACCAAUUACACAGGACAAUAAGUAAUUGACCUGACUCACUUAUAAAUAUUAGUGUAAUGUAAGCGGUAAACGGUAUGAAAAGAAAUUACAAACGCAAAGCACAAACUAAAUCAAAGUUCAAAAUGGAAAAUAACAUUCGACUUCUUAGUGACAUUACUUCAGAAAUCUAUGAUGAUGAGAACAUUGUUACAAGCACAUCUUCUGAACAGGUUGAUGUUGAAGUUAUGAUUCUGAAAAUGUUAAAGAUUUUUGAAUGUAAAGCAUCAAUUGAUCCUAACAUGCCAAAACUUCAUAGAAAACUUCACAGCAAAUCAUUGAAUAGUUGGCUGUUAAAUUUACCAAAAAGCUACAGAUGUCUGGAAGCAAGUCGUCCAUGGCUAGUUUAUUGGAUACUGCAUUCGUUGUGGCUAUUGAAUGAUCUACCUGAUGCAAAGAUAUUAUCUAACGUUGUUGAGUUCCUUUCACAUUGUCAGCAUCCUGAUGGUGGUUAUGGGGGAGGACCUAGUCAGUUUGCCCAUCUCGGCACAACAUAUGCAGCUAUCAAUGCCCUUUGUAUAAUUGGGACAGAUGAGGCUUAUGCUUCUAUCAAUAGGAAAUCAUUGCAAAAUUUCUUAUGGGCAGUGCGAGGUGUUGAUGGUUCUUUUGCACUGCAUUUAGGUGGUGAACAAGAUAUUAGAGGUGCAUAUUGUGCUCUCACUGUAGCAAAAUUAACUAACAUAUAUACAGAUGAAUUGUUUGAUAAAACUGCUGAGUGGAUAGUAAGUUGUCAAACUUAUGAAGGUGGCUUUGCUGGAUAUCCUGGAAUGGAGGCACAUGGGGGUUAUGCAUUUUGUGGUGUUGCAGCUUUAGCACUCCUUAAUAGAACACAACUAUGUGAUGUAGAUGCUUUACUGAGGUGGUGUGUGAAUAGGCAAAUGCGUGUUGAAGGGGGAUUUCAAGGGAGAACUAAUAAGUUAGUUGAUGGUUGCUAUGCAUUUUGGCAAGGAGCCAUUUUUCCUGUUAUAAGUGCAAUUUAUUCUCAAGAAAAUAAAGAGGUAGUGGAUAAAGUACUAUUUAAUCAAGGGGCGUUACAAGAAUACAUUUUAAUAUGUUGUCAAUCUCCAGAAGGAGGGCUUAUUGAUAAACCUGGAAAGCCGACAGAUAUUUACCAUACAUGCUACACAUUAAGUGGCUUAUCAAUAGCACAACAUGGCACCUGUACCGGCGAUACUAUUAUUGUUGGUAAAAAUCGUAAUGAACUCAAUCCACUACAUCCAUUACACAAUAUAGCACCUAAACAUGUUUAUAAUGCUAUUAACUAUUUUCGAAAAGAACAAUAUAUAGAAAAACCCCAAAAUUAAUUUUUCCUGUGCAUGUGAGUGAUGUUAUAUAUCUAGUAUAUUUUUAAAUGAUCAUAACUACCGAAGAGCUAGGAACUGAUUAAUAAUAAAAAACACCAAAUAUGU
Messenger RNA from Papilio machaon (common yellow swallowtail), 1663 nucleotides. It is a transcript of the gene Fntb, whose product is annotated as protein farnesyltransferase subunit beta. Bases 293 to 1558 code for a protein of 421 amino acids. Gene Ontology annotation, molecular function: protein farnesyltransferase activity. The record is from RefSeq and is a predicted model, not a curated record. Lineage: Eukaryota; Metazoa; Arthropoda; Insecta; Lepidoptera; Papilionidae. Gene Ontology annotation, biological process: protein farnesylation. Gene Ontology annotation, cellular component: protein farnesyltransferase complex. The transcript is spliced from 4 exons.